GAGGAGCUUUGCAGGAACUACAAGCAGAAACAGACCGAUUCGAAAGCGCAGCAGGGCAGCCGACAAAAAUAGUGAAAAUAGCAAGCUCGCUUUCUGCAAGAAGGUGCUGUCUUUUCAACUGUAUUUCAAUCAGAACAGGGAGCUGACGGACUGACCCGGUGAUGAACGGUGACUCGCGUGCUGGGGUGGUGACUGCCCCCCCUCCUACCACCGUCCCCCACAAGGAGCGUUACUUUGACCGUGUGGAUGAGAGCAGCCCGGAGUACCAGAGAGAGAGGAACAUGGCACCGGACCUGCGGCAGGACUUCAACAUGAUGGAGCAGAGGAAGAGGGUCUCCAUGAUCCUGCAGAGCCCGGCGUUCUGUGAUGAGCUGGACACCAUGAUCCAGGACCAGCUGAAGCGUGGUAAGACGCCCACCAGCCUGCUGGCACUGCAGCAAAUAGCGGACUUCAUGACCACCAGCACCCCCACCAUGUACCCUGCAGCACCACAGGGAGGCAUGGCUGCCCUAAACAUGAGUCUGGGCAUGGUAACACCGGUGAAUGACUUGCGGGGAUCUGACUCUAUCUCUUAUGAGAAGGGAGAGAAGUUGCUGCGCUGUAAGCUAGCAGCGUUCUACCGCCUGACAGACCUCUUUGGAUGGUCCCAGCUCAUCUACAACCACUUAACUGUCAGGGUGAAUUCAGAUCAGGAGAGGUUCCUGGUUGUCCCUUUUGGGCUUCUGUACAGUGAAGUCUCUGCCUCCAGUCUGGUGAAGAUUAACACACAGGGGGAGAUUGUGGACAGGGGAAGCACCAACCUAGGGGUCAAUCAGGCUGGCUUCACUCUCCAUUCAGCCAUCUACGCAGCCAGGCCUGAUGUCAAAUGCAUCGUCCACAUCCACACACCUGCCGGUGCUGCAGUGUCGGCCAUGAAGUGUGGCCUGCUGCCCAUUUCUCCAGAGGCCCUCACCCUAGGAGAGGUGGCCUACCAUGACUACCACGGCAUCCUCGUAGACGAUGAGGAGAGAGUCCUCAUACAGAAGAACCUGGGGCCAACCAGCAAGGUCCUGAUACUCAGAAACCAUGGUUUAGUGUCUGUUGGUGGAACGGUGGAGGAAGCCUUCUACUACAUCCACAACCUGGUCACAGCUUGUGAGAUUCAGGUGCGCACCUUAGCCAGUGCUGGAGGGCCUGAUAACCUGGUGAUGCUUGAUCCCGCUAAGUACAAAGCGAGGCCGCGGUGCUCUGAGCACGUGGAGGGCUCAACUCACCCCAAGUGGCUGGUCGGGGAGCAGGAGUUUGAAGCCUACAUGAGAAUGCUGGAUAACUUGGGUUACAGGACAGGCUAUCCAUAUAGGUGCCCGGCGCUGCGUGACAAAGCUAAAAAGUUCAGCAGCGAUGUAGAGAUUGCUCCCUCGGCCACGGGCUACUCCUAUGCCGAGGACAGUGACUCAGGCGCUCGCUCCCCUCUCAAACACAGCUUUCAGAGGCAGCAGCGUGACAAAAGCCGCUGGCUGAACUCGGGCCGACAGGACGAGGCCGACGAGGAAGGGCCUGACGGUGGCAGCCCCAAGUCGAAGACUAAGGUGUGGACGAACAUUACACACGAUCACGUCAAACCCUUGCUGCAGUCUCUUUCGUCCGGUGUCUGCGUGCCAAGCUGUAUAACCAACUGCUUGUGGACGAAUGAGGAAGGGAUGCGACAGGCUGCAGUGGCCAAUCAAUUUGUCCCACUCAACACAAACCCCAAAGAAGUGCUGGAGAUGAGGAACAAGAUCAGAGAGCAGAACCUUAAGGACAUUAAGACAGCAGGUCCUGAAUCACAGGUUCUGUGUGCUGGAAGCAUAGUAGACCGCUCCUUUGUUCAGAGAAGUUCCAUCUGGCAGGACGCCCCUCUGUCUGACUGUACGGACACUAUUGGCGGCCUCGAACUGUCAGAGGCCAAUAGCCCCGCUAAGUCUUUUAGAAAGGGAGAACUGGUGACGGCAUCAAAGGCCAUCAUUGAAAAGGAGUACCAGCCCCGUGUUAUCAUCAACCAGAAAGGUCCCAACCCAUUCAACAAGCAGUUCGACCAGGAACUGGAAGAGUACCGCAAGGAGGUGGAACUCAAACAGAAAGGACCUGAUGUACAGAGUGAAGAGUCCACAGUCAGCCCACAGAGCCUUUCUUCUGUCCUUGGGGAGGAAGGCCUGUCCCCCUCUACCUCCCCACAGAAGCCCCCACUGCUGCCCAAGCCUCUCUUUGUCCCAGUGAAGGGACUGGAGGUCUCUGAGCCUCACUUCACAACUUCCACCCCCACCUCAUCGUCGCUCCCCAGCCAUGACAUGCUGACGGGGUUGGGGGGUGGCCAGGGGAGCCUUGAGAUGUCCGCGGGGUUGGGGUCCAGGGCCCCUGGAGGAGAGUCCUACCCAGAGUCUCCUCACAAGGAGUUUCACUGCGCUGUGCUGAGGGCCCUCAGCUCUACCAGUACAGAGCUGCCUGACCCCACAGUCCCAGACGCUCCAGAUGCAUUACCAGAGCCUGAGGAAGAGGUGAAGGGUCAGAGUCCGACCCGAACACCCCCAAGCACCCCUGUCCGAGCGGAAGAAGAAUCCCAGCCGGACCACACCUAUAAGGAUGAGAGUGACCAGGCUACCUUGAGACAGACUCUCCCUGACCUGACCCCAGACGACGAACCCUCCGAAGCCCCCGCCCUCCCUUCCGAAGACCUCACUCCCACCCUCCCUCCCGAAGACCCUGCUUCCACCCCUCCUGCCGUCACUGAGCAGCCCGCUGCUGAGGGGGAGGAACCUGCUGCUGCCGCCGGCGACCAUAAUGGUGAACACGACGGCGACGAAUCCCCCAGCAAAUCGCCUUCGAAGAAGAAGAAGAAGUUCCGCACUCCCUCCUUCCUAAAGAAAAACAAAAAAAAGACUGAUGAAAAGGAGCAAAAAGCAAAGGAGCCCUAGAUGAGAUGCCCGCCUGCCCAUUCUUUGUAACCCUUCACUUCCCUUGAGCGAGCCACUACCCACAUCCUUUUGAUUUUGAUGCUUUUUAAAAUGUUUGUCUGGCUUUAUAACUCUGUGUUCACCUCCUAGUGUGUGCCAAUUUUAUAUUUUUAAAAAAGGGUCAAAAAUGCUUUUGAAGUUUAAUAACAGUCGCUUUCAGUGGUGAAUGACUGUGUGGUUCAGUCUGGUUAAGUGCAGCUGUGUGGCUUGUUGAGCAUGAUGUCCAUUUAGGCCCACUAAGUGAGCAGUAGAUUUUUAUUUACCUAUUUUUUUUGUUGUUGUUUUUUAACCAAUAUUUGCUAAAACCUGAUUAACCACUACAAUUUAAUGGGAUUGUAUUGAAUUGUAUCAAAGUGUCUUUAAAAAAGGAAUGCAAAACAAAUAGAAAAGCUUGUAUUCUGUCAUUUAUCUGGUGGUAACCAAUUCAAGAGUUUAAACAAAAAACCUCACGGUGCUAAUUUCUGAUGUCUAACAUUAUCGUCUAAUCAUGGGGUCCACAAGUUAAUCCGCUUUGCAGUAUAACUGUACGGUAUCUAAAAUGGAUGGCCAUUUACACAUAUUUAUUCAAAUAUAUUGGAAGCUUAGGUGGAGAAAUGCAUUUAAUAUUUCAUGUUAACCUUUCAAAAGGAAGUUACCUUGUUGUCCGUGAGAACUCAUGUCACUUGCAUACCCACAAAUUCAACCAAGGGGUGGAUGGUACCUGCGAGGACCGCUGGUAUUGCUGCUGGUCGUGUUCCCCAGCUCCGACUUUGCCUGUACCGUUUAUUAGUUCCAUAACCACAACAAUGAUUUCAUCAACAGAUUGCUGUCGCAUGAGAUGGGGUUAAUCAAUUUGUGAAAUACCUAUCUAGGCGUUUUAGGAUAGGUCAGGAUGUUCCAGCGAUUUCACCAUUUUACAUUGGGUGUGGGAUUGUGGUAAAUUCUGCCCUUCAACAUCAAGCAGAGGAACACGGCCCGUCUAUGUGCAGAUAGAGCCUGUGUGGCUGUAUGACCACGUGGCAUGAAGGAAUACAGGGACAAGGAGGAGGUUUUUGUUUUAUUCUCCUGCAUCGUCCAAUUGCUUUUCCACUUUCUUAACCAGAAUCCCUCCAGUCACAAGAAACACAAAUGGAAAAUGUUAGGGAAUAAGUGUGCUAAGACAGAAUACCAAAUUAUUUUGUACAGAUUUUCACUUGCUGUGAGCACACUGUGAAUGAAAGCCCCUUGGACUCAUUGUACCACUGCCUAAUUCGUGUUAAUUUUACAAUUGCUUUGAAGGGAGAUGGUAGGUUAGCCUGAAUCUCAAACUGAAAGUCAAACCAAACAAUUCAGUUUGGAUUCAGGCCCACAACAAUAGGGAAUGUAAGAAACACAGUUGUUUUAAUGGCACAUCGCACCCAUUUGAGAGUUGCAUGCAUUACCAGUGACUGCACCUUAAUGGACUGCCCUGUGAAACCCCUGUGAAAUGAAAUUAUUGUUUCAAUAAAACAUCUCACUUUCAA
This is a messenger RNA of Esox lucius (northern pike), 4450 nucleotides long. RefSeq names its product adducin 1 (alpha) (gene add1). Gene Ontology annotation, biological process: positive regulation of establishment of endothelial barrier; positive regulation of adherens junction organization; barbed-end actin filament capping. NCBI's taxonomy places the organism in Eukaryota, Metazoa, Chordata, Actinopteri, Esociformes, Esocidae. Gene Ontology annotation, cellular component: postsynaptic density; cytoskeleton; plasma membrane. The record is from RefSeq and is a predicted model, not a curated record. The transcript is spliced from 18 exons. Bases 162 to 2930 code for a protein of 922 amino acids. Gene Ontology annotation, molecular function: actin filament binding.